Molecule: messenger RNA, 2016 nt
Organism: Linum tenue
Lineage: Eukaryota; Viridiplantae; Streptophyta; Magnoliopsida; Malpighiales; Linaceae
Source: the annotation of a GenBank genome assembly
AUGAAUCCUCCUUCACUCCUCCUUCCCCUGCUUCUUCUCAUUAUCCUCAUACUAUCCUGUCACACAACCGCGCAGCCGCAGACGCCGCCGGAAUUCAUCCUCAAAUCCUGCUCCGACGACGCCGGGAACUACACCGACGGCAGCCCAUACCAGCGAAACCUCAACACCCUCCUCUUCUCCUCGCUAACCGCCGACAACCGAACCACCACCGGCCCGCCGCCCGGACCGGACCGGGUCAACGCCAUCGCUCUCUGCCGCGGCGACGUCCCGCUCGACGACUGCCGCCGCUGCCUCGCCGCCGCGGCGCGUCGGAUCCUCGUCGACUGCCCGGUCCAGAAGCAGGCGUUCGGCUACUCCGACUACUGCCAGAUCGGGUACUCGAACCGGUCCAUGUACGGUUCGCCCGUCCCGGACCCGCCCACCUUCCACCGGACCAACGGCAAGAACGUGACCGACCCGGUCCGGUUCGAUGCCGCCCUGGGCGUCUUGCUGACCCGGCUCCGUGACUCGGCGGCGGGAGGAAGCUCCGUGAGGAAAUUCGCGGCGGGGACGGAGCGGGAGCAGCAAGGGUUCGUCACCAUCUACGGGCUCGCGCAGUGCUCUCCCGACCUCUCGCGGCAGCUCUGCGGCGGCUGCCUCACCGGCGUCGGGAACCGGCUCAUCGGCGGGCGGGUCGGGGCGCGGAUCUGGCAGCCCGGUUGCCAGUUGCGGUACGAGACUUAUUUGUUUUACAACGAGACGGAAUCGCCAUCGCCGUCACCGUUGCUGUUCGCCCCGCCACCGUCGGCUCCGGAAGGUAAGCUUCUAUGUUUGAUAUUAGGCGGAGGAAAUAAGAAUGCGAGUAAGAUUCUAAUGGCGACUGUGAUUCCAGUCGUCGGCGCCGCUACGCUCGGCUUCAUUGUCAUCUUCUUCUGCCGCCGCCGGAGAUUGAAGGGGUCGAGAAUCCGUAACCAGAGUCAUAGAGACGCGAGUGAAGCCGCCGAUGAAAUCAGCAACGAGGAGUUCUUGCAAUUCGAUUUUGCAACGAUGAGAGCCGCGACAAAAGAUUUCGCCGAUGAAAGCAAGCUCGGAGAAGGUGGAUUCGGAGUUGUUUACAAGGGAAUUUUAUCAAAUGAACAAGAAGUAGCAGUGAAGAGAUUGGGAAGAGAUUCAAGACAAGGAGAUAUCGAAUUCAAGAACGAAGUUAAGUUGGUGGCCAAGCUUCAACACAGGAAUCUAGUUAGACUUUUGGGCUUUUGCUUAGAAGGAGAGGAGAGGCUUCUCGUAUAUGAGUUCGUCCCUAAUGCCAGCCUCGAUCAUUUCCUCUUCGAUGCAAAUAGACAAAUGAAUCUGAACUGGGAGAGACGAUACAAGAUUAUCGAAGCCAUAACAAGAGGGAUGGUUUAUCUUCACGAGGACUCUCGACUGCGGAUUAUUCACAGGGAUCUGAAAGCCAGCAACAUUUUGUUAGACGCCGAGAUGAAUCCCAAAAUUUCAGAUUUUGGGAUGGCUAGGUUGUUUGAUAUGGACGAGACUCAGGGGAAGACAAACAGAAUCGUUGGGACUUAUGGAUAUAUGGCCCCAGAGUAUGCAAUGCACGGUCAGUUUUCGGCAAAGUCUGACGUGUUUAGUUUUGGAGUGCUUGUUUUGGAGAUUGUGAGCGGCCAUCAGAACUGUUAUGUCCACAGUGGCUCGACUAUAGAGAGCCUCAUAAGUUAUGUAUAUAAGAACUGGAGGAACGGGACUUACACCAACCUCGUGGACCCGUCUCUGGGAACCCGUCCAGGCGCCGAGGUGGCGAGAUGCAUCCACAUUGGGCUGCUGUGCGUGCAGGAGAACAUCAACGACAGGCCGACCAUGGCCGCCGUUGCUCUAAUGCUAUGCAGCCACUCCGUCACCUUGCCGUUGCCUUCCAAGCCGGCCUUCUUCCUCCACACCGGCAACAGUAACAGCACCGGAGGCGGUUCUUCUUCUUCUGGUGAAGCUCAUUCUUUUUCCAGAAACGAGGUUUCUCUAUCCGAGUUCUAUCCUCGUUGA